Odocoileus virginianus texanus is the source of this 1162-nucleotide messenger RNA. The record is from RefSeq and is a predicted model, not a curated record. NCBI's taxonomy places the organism in Eukaryota, Metazoa, Chordata, Mammalia, Artiodactyla, Cervidae.
CAGUACCCGCGAUUUCCUACUGAAGGAAACCCCUUUGAAGGCCGAGAGAGCCGAAAAUCCUUCCUCCGGACCACCCGCCUCAUCGUGCCCGAGAAAGUCCCCAGCGGGGAUAAAACCUACACGUGCGAGAAAUGUGCAAGAUCCUUCCGGUACAGCUCCGAGCUCAUCCGGCACGAGAAGACGCACACCGCGGAGAAAUGCUUCGAGUGUCAGGAGUGCCGGCAGGCCUUCAAGUACUUCUCCAACCUGCGGCGCCACCUGAAGACCCACGGCGGCGAGAAGCCCUUCGAGUGCAGCCAGUGCGGGAAGACCUUCACGAGGAACUUCAACCUGAUCCUGCACCAGAGGAACCACAUGGGCGAGAAGCCCUACUCGUGCAAGGACUGUGGGAAGGCUUUCACGCAGCCAUCCUCCCUGAGGAGCCACAUGAGGACCCACACCGGAGAGAAGCCCUUCGAAUGCUGCCACUGUGGGAAGACCUUCCGGGAGCACUCGUCGCUGAAGACACACGUGCGGACCCACACCCGAGAGAAGCCCUACCAGUGCAACCACUGCGGCAAGCCCUUCCGCACGAGCACCAACCUGAACGUGCACAAGAGGAUCCACACCGGCGAGAAGCUCUACGAGUGCGCCACCUGCGGGCAGGUCCUGAGUCGGCUCUCCACCCUCAAGAGUCACAUGCGGAUCCACACCGGAGAGAAGCCCUACCCGUGCCCGGAGUGUGGGCGCGCCUUCGGGGAGCCUUCAUCCCUCAGGAAGCAUGCGAGGACCCACACCGGCAAGAAGCCCUACGUGUGCCCGCAGUGCGGGCGAGCCUUCGGCCAGUCCUCGCACCUCAUCGUCCACGUGAGAACGCACACCACGGGGCGACCCUACGAAUGCACUCAGUGUGACAAAGCCUUCCGGCACAGCUCUUCACUCAGUGUGCACAAGAGGAUUCACGCCAGGGGAGAAAACGUCAGGACCGGCGACCUGCCUCUAUCUGUGUCUCUGCCCAUGGAAGGGCCCCUUGCUGAUUAACCUCCUGUUUAUACAGACUAAGCAUCCGGGGCAGUAAUCAUCUCUCCUAGUACUCCUUUAGCUACAUCCUCUAUGGUGGCUCAGUGAUGAAGAAUCGCCUGCCAAUGCAGGAGAGGAGGGUUCUAUCCCUGGGUUGGGAAGA